Argiope bruennichi is the source of this 1301-nucleotide messenger RNA. RefSeq names its product splicing factor YJU2-like. Lineage: Eukaryota; Metazoa; Arthropoda; Arachnida; Araneae; Araneidae. Gene Ontology annotation, biological process: mRNA splicing, via spliceosome. Gene Ontology annotation, cellular component: U2-type catalytic step 1 spliceosome. The record is from RefSeq and is a predicted model, not a curated record. The transcript has 7 exons. The coding region runs from base 178 to 1176 and encodes 332 amino acids.
UUUGUUUAUUUACAUACAGAUGCACAACAUAACAUAAUAUUUAUCAUCACUGAGAAAACAUAAUACAAUCCUGUAGCAUAAGCCAGUAAAAAUUACUUUUCAGCGUCAACAUAACAUUCUGCGUAUAUAAAAUUCUGUUAUUCUUUCUAAAUUUGAUUCAUUUGAUAAUAAGCAAACAUGUCUGAAAGGAAAGUUUUAAAUAAAUAUUAUCCUCCUGAUUUCGAUCCUUCUAAAAUUCCACGACUUCGCCUUCCUAAGGAUCGCCAGUAUACGGUUCGUUUGAUGGCUCCGUGUAAUAUGAGGUGCACAACUUGUGGAGAGUAUAUUUACAAAGGAAAGAAAUUUAAUGCUCGGAAAGAGACAGUACAAAAUGAAGAGUAUUUAGGUAUCAAGAUAUUUAGGUUUUACAUCAAAUGUCCCCGUUGUCUUGCAGAAAUAACUUUCAAAACAGAUCCAGAAAAUGCUGACUAUAUUGUUGAACAUGGAGCAACAAGGAAUUUCCAAGCAUUAAAACUUGCUGAAGAGGCUGCAGCUAAAGAAGCUAAAGAAAUAGAAGAAGAGGAAAAGAAUAAUCCUAUGAAAUUAUUAGAAAAUCGUACCCAGGCAUCAAAGCAAGAAAUGGAGUUGAUGGAAACACUUGAAGAGUUAAAAGAUUUAAAUCAGAGACAUGCCAAAGUAGAUAUUGAAAAUCUCUUGACAGCCAGACAGAUAGAUAAGCAGCAACAAUUGAUAGAUGAAAUAAAAAGACAAGAGGAAGAAGAUGAAGCUGUUAUCAGAUCAGUGUUUGGUAAAUCUGAAGGAAAAACAAUUAAAAGAAUUAUUGAAGAAGAGGAGGAGAAAGUAGAGGAAAGAACAGCAAUAAGUAAUAUUAAAACUGUGGAAAACCCUAACAAGAAGCAACGUCUAACCACAUCAAGUAUUGGAAUCUUAUCAGCAAAACCCAAAGGAAAUCUUGUUAAACUGAAGACAAAUGAAUCUACUGCAGAGAAUUCUUUCGAUAAUACUGGUUCAUCAAGUAAAAUUCAUUCAAAAAUGAGUAAUCAAAAGAAAUCACUACUAACUAAUUUAGUAACAAUUAAAAAUGAAAUUACAACUUCUGACAAAAAUAAGCAGAGUGCUCCAAAUGCUUUAUCUUUACUGGGGGAUUAUUCUGACAGUGACUCUAAUAGCUCUUGAUUUCAAUGUCUAAGGAUUAAUCAAGAAGUGAAUAAAAUCUCACAAUGGGACUUAAUUUAUUUUUUUUUCAUAAGUGCAUAUGAACUCUGUAAAUAUUUCUUUAUAAAUCUGUUUUAGUUUCUGAA